Mucor mucedo is the source of this 2130-nucleotide messenger RNA. RefSeq lists its product as uncharacterized. Bases 1 to 2130 code for a protein of 709 amino acids. NCBI's taxonomy places the organism in Eukaryota, Fungi, Mucoromycota, Mucoromycetes, Mucorales, Mucoraceae. The record is from RefSeq and is a predicted model, not a curated record. The transcript is spliced from 9 exons.
AUGCCUAGUCAACGUAGACAAACUACUGCUAGAACAUCCAUAAAAAUAUCUUCCAAAACAGCUCCCGUUGAUGAUAGCCAAACCGGAUCCAACAGCAGGCCUGCUCAUGCCAAACUUUUUAAAGCAUACAUCGGUGUACAUGAUAAUGCUGCCACCAUUGUGGAAAAGCGUGAAAUCAAUAAGGGUAUGAUGAGAAAACUGUUGGCUGGUAAGGCGAUACCCACCUUUAGGACGCUGGAUGAACUUAUGAAACGUGUUGCCCGUCUUUUUACCAAGUACCGCGAAAUAGAGAGAAAGUUGAAUGGCACUGGUUUAGGUUUGACAGAAAAGGGUAUUCGUGGAGGGAGCACCAGUAUCGAACAAAAGUGUGAUUUCGAAUGUCCUGGAUUUGUGCGAUUGUCGACUUUGCAUGGUGAUAGGUCUAAUACCCAACCUGUUUGGUUAGCUUUUCAUGGUGCUACUGGCGGUACUGAGUAUACGUUCUCCAGUAGAAAAGAGCCCACCAUUACGGCAAUUGCUGAACAAACCCGUACUGUUUUUGCUCGUACCCACGAUCCUUCUGUUGACCAUUCGUCUCCUGGACUAUCAAUGACUUCUCACUCUUUGUCCGUCGAACCUUGCGAUUUUAGUACAGAACCUACAGGUGACAACCAUACGCCUUCUCUUCCUGUGGUUUCUGACAAUAGACCUAGAACUCGUCGUAGCUCAACAUUAUUAGACAGGGAAGUUGCUGAAAUCCUUGGCAUGAAUGUCUUCAGCGAUGAUAAUGAUGUGGACACUGUUCGUGUCAAUGUUGGCUCCCAUGGUGUUCGUGGUAGCUCCAGUAGUACUCGUGCUCCUGGUGGUCGUGCUUCUUCUGGCUGUCGUAGUUCUGUUGGUGCUCAUUCUGAUUAUUCCAUAAGAAACAAGAGGAUAAAGAUGGAUUUCUCUUCAGAAUACCGUGAAUCCCAGUCGAGAAACGAUGAAAUGCUGAGAGAGAACAGCCAGAGGGAGUUCGAGUUGGGUAUGAAGGAGCUGUUGGUGACGAGUCUUUGGACCAAUGCGUUCAGAAGGACGUCAUUCACGGAAAUUGACCAACACCUUGUGGCGUUCCGGCAAUUAUUGACGGAGCCUCUUGAGAAUGCACGAGGUAACGAAGAGACAUAUGUAGUAAGAAGUGAGAGUAAACUUCAACCAGUCUUUGACGGUAAAGAUGACUUCUCUUAUGAUGCUUCUGAAGUAGUUGACUCGGGGAUUCGUGGUCAGGGGCAAAGUGCAAAGUACGUGGUUCAUGACACUAUGUUUGAUCCUCCGGAAAGUAUCAACAAUUGGGUUGAUCAGUUUGACCUCAACUCUCAAUGCCUCGGCCUCGCUGCUAGUUCUUGGAGCUCUCUCAAGUCUACCUUGAUCCAAACGUAUGGUAUUCCACCUGCGAAGUACAACAAUUUUGUUCGAGGACGCUUAGAAGCUCAUCACCAAGGUCGUUUGUCUUCUCGGCGUUUUGUUGUACUCUUUGUGUCCAUCAUCUUCGAAUUUCCCGCCGUCCACUGCUUGAAUGCCAAUACCUUGCGUAUCAUUUACCCCCGUGUGAUGGCACCACAGGUACGUAAUCUGUUGUUGACAAAUAUUGCCAAUAAAACAAAUUCGGAAAUGGUAUAUAAAGCACCAAUUGAACUUGAAGAAUCAUUGUCGAUGAAUGACACCUUCCUUAAAACGGCUAUUGAACAACUAACUCUUAAUCCCACACCGGUACUUGGUUCAUCCACAGGUUCUGCUCCGGAUGUCACCCCGAUGGAAAUGUGUCCAUGCUGUGGCUCAAGCCCCCGCUCCUGUUCCAUCCAACCUGACUGGCAUAUCCCGGCUCCUCAAUCAUCAACUACAGUGAAUUAUGAAAGUUUCAUUUUGACACCGGCCCAACCUGUCUACGCGGUUGUACCAACCGAAGAUGAUCCAUUGGCUACAAUAACAGGUGUGCAUAAACCGUCUAUCAAAGCAACCUCAUCCGCUACACCUUGUCUCCAAGUCAUCAUUCAUGGUCCGUCUGUGCUCGCGUUUUUAGAUACUGGUGCUUCGUUGACCGUGCUCCGACAAGUCAACACAUCGUUAGGCGUUGCAGAUAUUUCUGCUGUCAUUGCGGAAUUACCCAUUUGA